AUGUUAGACUGGUCCACGCUGAUAUCAAUUCCUGGAGACAGCAUGAAAAUCCGCUCGGCCGUGGGGGUCCCUGGGCUGCGGCGGCUGCCAAGCAGCGGCCAUGCCCCGGGGGGACGGGGGGACGGGAUCCCCGCCCCUCAGAAGAUACUCUUCCCCGUGGAGCGCCUCUCUAUGAAGUGGGAGCGGGUCUACCGGAUUGGCGCCGGGCUGCACAAUCUCGGGAACACCUGCUUCCUUAACUCCGUAGUGCAGUGCCUGACUUACACGCCGCCGCUCGCCAACUACCUGCUCUCCAAGGAGCACAGCCGCACUUGUCACCAAGGAGGCUUUUGUAUGAUGUGUGUGAUGCAGAACCACACGAUCCAGGCUUUCGCUAACAGCGGCAACGCGAUAAAGCCGGUGUCCUUCAUCCGAGACCUCAAGAAGAUCGCCCAGCACAUCCGCUUCGGCAGCCAGGAGGAUGCACAUGAGUUCCUGCGCUAUACCAUCGACGCCAUGCAGAAGGCCUGCCUGAAUGACUGCACGAAGUUGGAUCGCCAGACCCAGGCCACGACACUGGUCCACCAGAUCUUUGGCGGUUACCUGCGGUCCCGUGUUAAGUGCUUGGCGUGCAAGAGUGUCUCGGACACCUAUGACCCUUGCCUGGACCUGGCACUGGAGAUUAGGCAAGCCACAAACGUAGUGCGGGCUCUGGAGAUGUUUGUGAAGCCAGAUCUCCUGGGCGGGGAGAACGCCUACAUGUGUGCUCAAUGCAAGAAGAAGGUGUCAGCUAGCAAGCGCUUCACCAUCCACCGAGCCUCCAACGUUCUUACGCUGUCACUGAAGCGCUUUGCCGACUUUGAUGGAGGCAAAAUCACAAAGGACGUGGGGUACCCGGAGUUCCUGAACAUCCGCCCCUACAUGUCGCGGAGCAAGGGGGAUCCCAUCAUGUAUGGGCUCUACGCAGUGCUGGUGCACUCUGGUUACAGCUGCCACGCAGGGCACUACUAGUGCUACGUGAAGGCCAGCAACGGGCAGUGGUACCAAAUGAACGAUGACAUCGUUCGUUCCAGCAAUAUCAAAGUGGUUCUCAACCAGCAGGCCUACUUGCUGUUCUACCUGAGAAUCCCCAGCCCCAGGAAGAGCCCAGAGGGGCCCACUGCCAAAGCUGCCUCCAGCCUACGUGGCAGCACUGGCAGCGUCUCCAGUCAGGUGAAGAAAACACUGACCAACGGGCCCCUGUCUUCACCGCUGACUGGCCAGCGACCAGACAUGCUGCCAGGGAAGAAGCUGCCAGGGCUGGAGGAAGUCGGGGUCCCUGUGGCCCGCAGCAUGUUUGGAAUGGGGCCAAAGCUGCCAAAUGGAACCACUCCGACAAAGCUGCCGGCUGGGUCACCAUCACCCAAACCGCCCCUUAAAGCCACCGCCGCAGCCACAGCUCUGCCCAGUGACACAGCGCAGAGGCCCAAGAAGCAGCUUUCCACCCCACAGCUGCCUCCCAUGCCCAGAGCAGUUCAGGGCUCCUGCAACACCAGCGAUGUAAGUGGGGCCAAAGUGGAGCUGCCCUGGGAGAGCAAGCAGCCGCCUACCUCACCUAAGCUGCUGCUGGAGCCCAACCCCAGCCAGGAGCCCAGGGGCAGUGGGGGGAAUGCUGGGACCCUAGAGAGGGACUCCUGUGGCAGCAGUGCUGCCAGCCCAGCACAUAGUGCAGUGGGGAAGCUAGCCAAGGCCCAGAAGGCCAAGGGUGGAACUAGCAGCUUCUGUACAUCUCAGGGAACAGACUGUGGCACAGACCGCCCUGCUGGCCCCGGUGCCGAGCCGGCUGACCCCAAAGACUCCAAGCCGGCAAAACUGAAGUCUUCCCUGUUGGCCAGCACUGCUCUGGAGGUCAGCAGCACCAUGUCACCACCACCUGCCAAGAAGCUGGCGCUCUCCGCCAAAAAGGGCAGCACCUCACGGAAGGCGAGGGGAAGUGACCGCCACACACAACCUCGCCCCAAAUCUGCUGACCACGCCUGCCCCACGAACACCACCCACCCUGACUCCGCUCCUUUGAGCAAGUCGAGGCUGUCCUCAUCUGUUCUAAAACUGCCAAAUCCCGAAAAGCCUGCCGUCAGCUUCAUCCUCAACUCCGCCCCUUGGCCCCCAGCCUCCCCCCUGACCAACGGUUCCACUGCCCACCCUUCUUCACACCGCUUUCCUCCCUGCAGCAGGGAGAAGGGGCCUGGCCAGGUCACUGCUGCUUCCAAAAAGAAGCAGCGAAAGCAGAAUCGUGGCGCAGAUGGCAGCCCCCCGAGGAAGAAGAACAACCUCGUUCAGGAGGGGUUGGUAGGGCUUCUCCUCGGGAAGGAGGCGGAAGGCAGGGAGGCAACAGGCUGCCAGAAACUGGAGAGCGGGCCCGAGCAGCCAGUGUCAGACUGCAGCACUUUCCUGGACGCGCUGCCUGUCUCCUCUGUGAAGAAGAAGAAGAGGAGGAGGAGAACAGAGGAGACAGAAGACCAUUGCUCUGGGACACUGUCCUCGGGCAGCUUUAGGAGGGCUGAGUCAGAGCCCCAGAGGACAAAGCAGCGGCAGAGUGUGGAGGCUGGGGUUGGGGAGAGUGAACACCGCAAGCGUAAGUGGAGGAAAAGCCUCAGCACCCCAGCCUUGGAGCGUCCUGCCAACGGCGUCCAUGCCGCAGAGAGCACCCCGGCUGGAGGUGGGGGCAGGUGCUGCCCAGAUGCCCUGAGCCCCGAGCCCGGCCCUGCGGCUGGCACGGCACCUGGGAGCCAGGAGGAGUCCAAUGUGGUAGAGGAGCUGCUUAAGGACUCCUUGGACAAGGCGUAUGGCAAACAAGUCUUGACCUGGGAGGGUGAGAUCUCGGCUGUCAGCGAGGAUGCCAUCCAGGAAGCAGCGUGGGCCUGCAGCGAGACUGUCAUUGAUGAGUGGGACGAGGACUAUGACAAAGGGAAGGUGAAGAAGGUUAAAAAACUGAAGAGGGAGCGGAGGAGACAGUCCAACCCCUUCCAACAGCUGCAGGCCAAGCGCAGCUUCUGGGCAGCCACUCAUCCUGCCAAGGCGGCCAGCCUGAGCUACAGGCUCUGAGGCGGCGAUCUGCGUCCCCCCGCCGGCGAACAGAA
Messenger RNA from Aptenodytes forsteri (emperor penguin), 3098 nucleotides. It is a transcript of the gene USP36, whose product is annotated as ubiquitin specific peptidase 36. The record is from RefSeq and is a predicted model, not a curated record. Gene Ontology annotation, molecular function: cysteine-type deubiquitinase activity; cysteine-type endopeptidase activity. NCBI's taxonomy places the organism in Eukaryota, Metazoa, Chordata, Aves, Sphenisciformes, Spheniscidae. Gene Ontology annotation, biological process: regulation of apoptotic process; protein deubiquitination. The transcript has 19 exons. Gene Ontology annotation, cellular component: cytosol; nucleus.